CCACCGGCCGCCUGGACCAGCCGCGGGCUGUGUGCCGAGCCGCGCCGGGCGGGAGCCGGGCGGGGGCGCGAGGCGAGCGCAGCUGCAGCCUAGGCGGUCGAGCGCGCGGAGCGGGCGGAGCGAGCGCCCAGGACCGAGCGCGGGCGGAGCGGGGCUGGAGCAGGCGCGCAGCGGCGGCCGCCCCGGGGGAUGCGGCUGCCUCCCCGGGCUGGCGUGUAGGGAGGGCGGGUCCCCGGCCUCGGCGGCGCGGCGGUGGAGGGGACCGAGACUGCGGCCAUGGCGACCCCCGGUAACCUGGGGUCCUCCGUCCUGGCGAGUAAGACCAAGACGAAGAAGAAGCACUUCGUGGCUCAGAAAGUGAAGCUGUUCCGGGCCAGCGACCCGCUGCUCAGCGUGCUCAUGUGGGGGGUCAACCACUCGAUCAAUGAACUGAGCCAUGUUCAAAUCCCUGUCAUGUUGAUGCCUGAUGACUUCAAAGCCUACUCAAAGAUAAAGGUGGACAACCACCUUUUUAACAAGGAAAACAUGCCGAGCCAUUUCAAGUUUAAGGAAUAUUGCCCGAUGGUCUUCCGGAAUCUUCGGGAGAGGUUUGGAAUCGACGACCAAGAUUUCCAGAAUUCCUUGACCAGAAGUACACCCCUUCCCAAUGACUCCCAGGCUCGCAGUGGGGCUCGGUUUCACACGUCCUAUGAUAAAAGAUACGUCAUCAAGACCAUUACCAGCGAGGACGUGGCAGAGAUACACAACAUCCUCAAGAAGUACCACCAGUAUAUAGUGGAGUGUCAUGGCGUCACUCUUCUUCCUCAGUUCUUGGGGAUGUACCGGCUCAAUGUCGACGGAGUGGAGAUCUACGUGAUCGUUAUGAGGAACGUGUUCAGCCACCGUCUGUCUGUAUAUAGGAAAUACGACCUAAAGGGCUCGACAGUGGCUAGAGAAGCUAGUGACAAAGAAAAGGCUAAAGAGCUGCCCACUUUAAAGGAUAAUGACUUCAUCAAUGAAGGACAGAAGAUCUAUAUCGAUGACAACAACAAAAAGAUAUUCCUGGAAAAACUGAAAAAGGAUGUCGAGUUCCUUGCACAGCUAAGGCUCAUGGACUACAGCCUGCUGGUGGGGAUUCACGACGUGGACCGAGCAGAGCAGGAGGAGGUGGAGUGUGAGGAGAACGACGGGGAAGAGGAGGGAGAGAGCGAUGGCACGCACCCGAUCGGGACACCCCCGGACAGUCCCGGAAAUACACUCAACAGCUCUCCGCCCUUGGCUCCUGGCGAGUUUGAUCCAAACAUUGAUGUUUAUGCAAUUAAAUGCCAUGAAAGUGCACCUAGGAAGGAGGUGUACUUCAUGGCAAUUAUAGACAUUCUUACUCAUUACGAUGCAAAAAAGAAAGCCGCCCACGCUGCGAAAACUGUUAAACACGGCGCUGGAGCUGAGAUCUCGACCGUGAACCCAGAGCAGUAUUCAAAGCGCUUUUUGGACUUUAUUGGGCACAUCUUGACGUAACCUCCUGCACAGCCCCAGAUGGGCACGAGCUUGGGGAGGCUGGUGGCAGCUUCAGUGUAAGAAAAAAAAAGGAAAACUCCAACUCCACGAAGCACUCACCUCGCAGGAAGCAACCCGUGUUUACAUCUUCAAGCCGAGAUGACUGAAGUUGGGGGCUACUCGCUUUAACAGCUACCUGAUAUUUCCCAGCAUCGCUAUUUCUGACUCUGUAUGUGUGCACACAUGCGCGCACGCCCAUGUGAAUGCGUGCGCACGCACUCUCGCACACGUUUUUUAAUUAAUUAAUUAGUUGAUUAAUUAAUUAAUUAAAACUGAUCAGCUCUAAUCAGAGCGUGUAACAGCCAGACCCCUCUGAUUCCAGCUGUGGCCACACGAAUAAAUGAGGAGACAAGCCCAUGGGGGAGGGGAACGGAAAUGCACCUCACUGCAGUCCCACAAGAGAAACUGUAGAUCGGGUUUGCUUUCUGACUUGAAAGAUGUGAGAUUGUUCAUCACGAUGGUGGUGGUGAUGAUGAUGAUGAUGAUGGUGAUGAUGAUGAUGAUGGUGAUGAUGAUGAUAAUGGUGAUGAUGAUGAUUAAAAGAAAGAAAAUUUUAUGUCAAAUGAUACACUCCUGACCCCACAGAAAGACUACUCCUGAAUAGUGGUUACCUAAGCCCACAGCUAGAUAAAGGGAUGCUAGCCAUCUCCCUGUGUACUGGUUCAGGGUUCCCUCCUAAUGGUGUCACCAUCCCCAGAUGUCCCAGGCUGAGCCCUUCAUCUUCCAAGAGUCUGAUGCCAAGAGCCUGUCUACCAUUUCACCUCCAGGAAAACCGCUCGUGUCUCUCUUCGAACCUGGAGCCUGUCACUGUUAACACCCUCAUGUUGAGCUGCAGACAUUCACUCUGCAAAACAGAUGUAGAACCUCCCUGAAAGGUGCAUAGUUUGGGGCAAAUGCAACAGAACCUCCCUCUGCAGGAAGAUGAGCGUUAAAACCCUGUGGCUGAAGGCAACCCAACUGUAUGAGGUUUAUGUUUAACCAUUGCUUAGGAAGGGAAUUUUGUUAUGAAUUAUCCCUUUAACUGAAACCCUCAGUUUUACUGUUUACAUGGUUAGAGAAACAGGGAUAUUUUUGAAUCUAAAAAUUUAAUAUACAACACGUGAUUUUUGAAGUUUACAUGUAAAGCCAUUUCACAGUGUAGGGAACAUAAUGUUUGUUGUGUUUUGAGAUCUGUCUUGCAGUUGUGUUUUUGAGUGAGUGUUUUGUUCAAAGUACUUAGUAGACAGUCUAUCACAUAAAAGCAAAAGGAUUUUGUUCCUUAAGAUGUGUAUUUAUCAACCUGAUGGUUUUUUUUUUCUAUAAAAAGAUUAAACCCAAAAUCUGGUUAUGUAAGUUCAUUGCCCUAAACUGUGCUGAUUGUGUGUAACAGAAAUUUAAAAAAAACAAAACCUUCCAGUAUCCAUCAUGUAUCUACCAACUUCCCUGCGCUCCUUCCUAAAAGGCCUCAAGUUAGAGUCCAAGAUUUGCUCAGAGUACAUUACCAACAUACACGCUGUGUGGCAGCUGUGCCUUUAAAAGCCUCUGUCUCAAAUGUGAGAUGGUUUCUGUAAGGCAGUUUUAGAAAAGAAAAAAAAAAUCCAUCCUUCAAUAAUUACACGUCAACAAGUCCCCCGCCAAGCGCCUUCCCAGUCACUUUCCUUUUGGCCUCUCCAGGUACAGCUGUGUCCAACAUGUGUGGGCUGCCUUCGCAGCAUCUGGAAGCCAGCAUCAGCACCAUCUGACUCCCGUGUACUGACCUGCCAUAGAUUCAUUAGCUGAAGAUGUUAACUCCACUGUAACAUAGUUGUACAGAUCUGUAUUUGAUGCAUUUAAAAUAAUCAAAGCUGUAUGAUUCGGUUUCCGGGCACUGUUCAUUGUGGUGUCUGAUCCGUUCGAGUGUUCUGAAGCUCUCCUGUUAACCUUUGAUUCCCAAACUUACAAACCCAAGACCCUAAAGUAAAAAAAAAGAAAAAAGAAAAAAGAAAAAAAUGAAGGUACACAUACAUGAUCUGAGUAACCAUUUCCUCUGUGGCCAAUCUGUAUGCUUUUAGAAGUUUACAAAAAAUGCUUUGGUUUUUGUCUGUAACCAUCCCUGCCAUCCAAGUAAGCUGUUUGGACAAGAGCUAGAACAGUGCUAACAGUGUGCGCGCUCGCGCGAGCUCUAGUCACGAGCGUGGCUUUACGAAUAAAGCACUUUGAUGACUCUCUUA
Molecule: messenger RNA, 3725 nt
Organism: Apodemus sylvaticus (European woodmouse)
Lineage: Eukaryota; Metazoa; Chordata; Mammalia; Rodentia; Muridae
Gene: Pip4k2a
Product: phosphatidylinositol-5-phosphate 4-kinase type 2 alpha
Exons: 10
Coding region: 277-1497 (406 amino acids)
Biological process (GO): phosphatidylinositol metabolic process
Molecular function (GO): phosphatidylinositol kinase activity
Source: RefSeq, a predicted model, not a curated record